AUGUCUGCCUCGCGAAAUCCCUCAACAGUGCUGCGUAAUGAUUAUCCAUGGACAACAACUCCUCUCAUCGCCUCAGCACCUAUGGCCAGAGUGUCAAAACCGCCACUUGCGGUAGCUGUUUCUAAGGCAGGGGGUCUUGGCUUCAUUGCGGCGGGCUAUACAAGCCAUAAUUUGGAAGAUUUACUGGAGGAGGCCGCGAAGCUCCUGUCCAAAGCGAGCGACGCUCUUGCUGUAGGCGAGAGUAGUACCCUCCCGGUUGGGGUAGGAUUCAUCACUUGGAGCGCCUCGCUCGAAGCAGCUAUUCCUCCCCUGAGGAAAUAUCGGCCCUGUGCGGUUUGGCUAUUCGCUCCUCCGACAGGCCUGCGUGACUUGAUUCCCUGGGCAAAGCAAAUCCGGGAAGCAACCUCGCACGCAACCAAGAUUUGGGUCCAGAUUGGCUCGGUGGCAGAUGCUAUCUUGGCCACCGAAUUACUGCAGCCCAAUGUUCUAGUCGUACAGGGGUCAGACGCGGGGGGCCAUGCGUUGGCUCAAGGUGCUAGCCUUAUCUCGCUAGUGCCAGAGGUGCAUGAUAAAAUACGAGAAAUACAGGCACAAGAGCAACAUGUCAAGCAUCCUAUUCAGUUGCUGGCAGCAGGUGGAAUCAGUGACGGCCGGGGACUAGCCGCCUCGGUGCAACUGGGUGCGCAGGGAUGCGUGCUGGGGACAAGAUUCUUAGCCAGCCCCGAGGCCCUCAUUGCAGAUGGUUAUCAAAAAGAGGUGCUACGGGCAUCCGACGGUGGACGCAGUACUGUUCGAACCACAAUAUACGACAAAGUACGUGAUAUUCAUGGUUGGCCAACUUGCUACGAUGGUCGAGGUCUGAUCAACCAGACAUAUAUUGAUUCAGUCAACGGAUUGAGUGACGAAGACAACCGAGACCUUUAUGCGGAUGAAUUGGAGAAGAGGAGUGAAGGAUAUGGCCCAACAGGUAGAAUCACCACCUAUGCAGGUACCGGGGUGGGUCUGAUUAAAGAAGUCCUUUCGGCUAGGGAUAUUGUGUUGUCUGUACGGCGCGAGGCAAAUAAGCUGUUAGGCCAAACGCCCGAAUGUUCAAAAUUUUGA
Messenger RNA from Clonostachys rhizophaga, 1101 nucleotides. NCBI's taxonomy places the organism in Eukaryota, Fungi, Ascomycota, Sordariomycetes, Hypocreales, Bionectriaceae. The record is from the annotation of a GenBank genome assembly.